AUUCUGCAAUAACACAAAGUGUGAUUUAUCUCGUACAACUUUGAAGCCACAAAAAUAAUUCGUGUUCCAGAAAUGGCAAAGUCACCGGAAACAGAACAUCCCGUCAAGGCUUUUGGCUGGGCCGCUACCGAUACCUCCGGCCAUCUCGCUCCGCUCAAAUUUUCAAGAAGAGAAACAGGUGAGAAGGAUGUGAGGUUCAAAGUGUUGUACUGCGGGGUUUGUCAUUCAGAUCUUCACAUGAUCAAAAACGAAUGGGGCAUGACCAGAUAUCCUAUUGUUCCUGGGCAUGAGCUUGUAGGAGUGGUAACAGAAGUGGGGAGCAAAGUGGAAAAAGUCAAGGUUGGAGAUAAUGUUGGAGUAGGGGUUUUGGUUGGAUCUUGCCGUUCAUGUGAUAGUUGCAGUGGUGAUUCAGAAAACUACUGUCCGAAAAUGAUACAGACCUACAAUUCUCCCUCUGUUGAUGGAAGUAUAACCUAUGGAGGCUAUUCCGAAUCAAUGGUUGCAGAUGAACAUUUUGUUGUUCGUUGGCCUGAAAAUUUGCCACUUGAUUCUGGUGCUCCCCUGCUCUGUGCUGGGAUCACAACUUAUAGUCCCCUUAAACACUUUGGACUAGACAAGCCUGGUAUUAAACUCGGAAUUGUAGGUUUAGGUGGGCUUGGGCACGUAGCUGUUAAGCUUGCAAAAGCUUUUGGUGCUCAUGUAACAGUUAUAAGUACUUCUGAAGGCAAGAAGAAGGAAGCUCUGGAGAAACUUGGUGCUGAUUCUUUUUUGGUUAGCCGUGAUCCCGAGCAGUUGAAGGGUGCAAUGGGAUCAAUGGAUGGUAUUUUAGAUACUGUUUCUGCAAAUCACCCUGUGGUACCUUUGCUUGGGCUACUGAAGACUGAUGGAAAACUUAUUAUGGUUGGUUUACCAGAUAAGCCUAUGGAGGUGCCAGCAUUUCCUUUAGUUCUUGGGAGAAAGACUCUAUCUGGGAGUGCUAUCGGUGGAUUGAAGGAAACUCAAGAAAUGCUUGAUUUUGCAGCAAAGCACAACAUCACGGCUGAUGUUGAGGUUAUCCCAGUGGACUAUGUGAACACUGCAAUGGAGAGACUUAUGAAAUCGGAUGUCCGUUAUAGGUUUGUCAUUGACAUUGGGAAUACAUUGAAGUCUGAAUGAAUAGUACUUUGUUUGUGUUAAAGAUUUAUCAUUCCUUGCAAUUUUUUAUUUGUGUUGCGGCGCUGAUGUAUUUUUCAAAAUUAGAACUGUAAUGGCUACAUUUCUACAAAUAAAUGGCUGUUUUCUAAUC
This is a messenger RNA of Daucus carota subsp. sativus, 1285 nucleotides long. RefSeq names its product mannitol dehydrogenase. Lineage: Eukaryota; Viridiplantae; Streptophyta; Magnoliopsida; Apiales; Apiaceae. The record is from RefSeq and is a predicted model, not a curated record. Gene Ontology annotation, molecular function: cinnamyl-alcohol dehydrogenase activity; zinc ion binding. Gene Ontology annotation, biological process: lignin biosynthetic process. The transcript is spliced from 5 exons. Bases 73 to 1155 code for a protein of 360 amino acids.